Molecule: messenger RNA, 735 nt
Organism: Pedinophyceae sp. YPF-701
Lineage: Eukaryota; Viridiplantae; Chlorophyta; Pedinophyceae
Source: the annotation of a GenBank genome assembly
AUGCAGAGCCCCGAGCCCUUGCUGGACGUCGUCCGCGGCCUUUCCACGGUGGCGUCGUUCAGCAUCGUGUUCACGCAAGUCGCGGACCUAUGGAAGAACUUGUUUGAGGACGACUGCUGGAAGUGCAGGGGCACGGGGCAAGUUGUGUGUCCCAAGUGCCGUGGCACGAAGGACGCGCGCACGAAGCCCAUGAUGUUCAAGAAGGAGCAGGUCGACGGCGAGGUGCUUCUCCGCCUCCAGGACAAGCCGGAGUACCACUACCCGUGCAGCCAUUGCGGCCCCUCGGCGCCGCAGGACUGGAAGCUGGAGUGCCUCGACGACGACGAGGACGCCGCGACGCGCAUCAUGAACAACCUCCGCAAGGCCAUGGCGAACCGCCGCGUGCAGCCGUUCGAGCCCACCGCCGGCUGCGUGCAGUGCCCCGCCUGCGGGGGCAACCCGGUCAUCCACCGACACACCCCCAACCUGACCAAGGUGCUCGGGUUCGAGAAGCCGUUCUGGAUGACCACGCAGGUCAAGGCCGGACGCGUCGUGCUCCCGAACGACUUCGACAAGAUCGGGAGGUACCACAUGAAGGAGUAUCCGAACACGAAGGACCCGGUUGUGAAGGGGCAGGAGAAGUCGGACGCGGCGGAGAGCAAGUCGGUGGUGGCCAUGUCGAGCAGGGACGCGUACCGGCCAGAAGACUUCGUGUACCCGUGGAUCGACGACGACGACACGGACGAGGACGAGUGA